Molecule: messenger RNA, 2043 nt
Organism: Drepanopeziza brunnea f. sp. 'multigermtubi' MB_m1
Lineage: Eukaryota; Fungi; Ascomycota; Leotiomycetes; Helotiales; Drepanopezizaceae
Biological process (GO): regulation of transcription by RNA polymerase II
Molecular function (GO): RNA polymerase II cis-regulatory region sequence-specific DNA binding; DNA-binding transcription factor activity, RNA polymerase II-specific
Source: RefSeq, a predicted model, not a curated record
AUGUCUCCAAUGGAGAUUUCUCUCACUCCGCGUCCGACCACCGUCCCAACCGCGCAGGCACAGGCACAGGCACAGGCACAGGCACAGGCACAGGCACCGGCGCAAGGGCAAGCGCAACUCCAAGCACCCCCUACCAUAGGGGAUCGAGACGAAGCAAAAACGCCAACAAGAACCAACUUUGGUGGGCUGACAAAUGACGCCAGCAGCACGUCUCCGAGAAAGUCGGGCAUACCCAAGAGGUUCGAUUGCGUUGGUUAUCAGGAUUGCCAUAUGAGCUUCACCCGCAGCGAGCAUCUGCUUCGGCACAUUAGAAAACAUACUGGGGAACGUCCGUUCAUUUGUUUCUGCUCGCACAGGUUCACUCGAUAUGACAACCUUCGACAACAUCUCCAAACCGUCCACAAGAAUGAAUACAUCCCCCCCGAUUUUAUGACGGCUGCUGGAUCCCGCGGACCGAAACCGGAUCGGACAGAUAGAGUCAGACCUUCUCAAGGAAGGCCGCGGGCAUCGGCUACUCUUAAUCAACCUAGCCGACAACCUGGCUCGGUCCCAGGGCAUAAAAGGAAUGCUCUGUCCAUGUCAAGCAUUCCGAAUAUGGGGUCGAGCGGCUGGAGUCGUGAGCCAUACCCGAGGAGACACCCAGCACCUUUGGUAGUGCCGGGAGACCAGAAUCGAUACUCGCAAGAGUACCAACCCGACAGCCCGUCGGGUGAGUACAGUCGUUACAACCCCUACGCCCGGCCGUCAUCCUCCGGCCUCGGCACUCCGACUUCCGCGACCUCCGCGACUUUCUCGACCGGUCAAAACAGUCCUCGCUGGAGCCAAGGUAUGCGAUCACCAGCUGCCAUCCAUCCUCGGCCUCUCUCAUACGGUGGCAACCCAUUUCAAUCUCCCCUGGGCGGUUCGUACGGGCUGAACAGCCCCUCCACUCCGGCUGGUGGCAUGAUCUCAAGCCCUUCUGCUGCGACGAGCGGAGGGUCCAGACGGGAAUCAAUGACCCACCCUAUGGACGCCGAACCAAGGCGCCGAACAUGGCAUCCGGACUCACGGCCUGCGGUAGAGAACUACACCAGCCGCUUGCAGAAUCUUAUGAAUCCAAGCACCCCCCAAAACGCAACUGGUCAAAGGCCAUUACCUCAACUGGAAAUCAAUACCAGCCGCUUGCAAAGUGUCACGAGUGCGAGUACCCACUACGCAACUGGCCAUGGGCCAUUGCCUCAAGCUCCCACCGUUCCAUCACAACCGAUGCGACUACCUGGAAUUGCAAGCUUGGUUUCGAUGCGGAGACCCGGUAGCCCGGAUCAUCGCCAGCCAAGCCCCAGGAUGUUUGAACUUCCCAUUCGUGCUCCUGUGCGUCAAGAGUAUUCACAGGAGAGGAAAGUAGGCCAAUUUUGGGACCAAGGGACGAACAACCGCCACUUGGAUAGGCUGGAUUUUGCGCAAGGAUCUCCAGCGGAUGCAGCUACGCAAUGGGCAGCCGAGACUAACAGGGCCGUGCAAUCGGCUCGUGAGCAGAGCAGCUAUCAGCCGUCGGCUCAUUUUGAGGGGCAAUACUAUGCGACACCACGGACAGGUGGUGAAUAUCCACGGCACUAUGUUAGUGCCCCUGUCCAACCGGUCACUUCGACGGCGGCUAAGCGCAAGGGAUGGUAUGAUGGGCCUCCUACGUCCAUGCCACCAACCCGGCCAAUCCAAAGGACCUCACCCACCGAGUCAAGUGGAUCUGAGGGUGGAGUUCCCGGAACGCCAAGCAGCAUGGGCGAGCAUAACCCAAGCAUCGUCCACUCAAACGGUUGGGUAGAGAGCCGGAACGGCAGACAGCAACACACACCCACCGGGCCGAGUAACGGAUAUCCCACUUACCAUUCCCAAGGUGCUGAGGGGGCCUACACUUACGGACCACGCCCCUACGAGAAUCCGGCUGAGCAACACCGUGAACAUGUACCAAAAUCGCGAGACAUGGCCGGACUCGAGGCGUUGGCGGCAGUUGCUACGGCUGAAGGAGACGCUAAGCGGGAGAUGAGCCCAACGAUGGCUUGUUAG